AUGAUGGUUCCAGCUCCGGUGGCACUCUACAUCGCUGCUUCUCUGGGCCACCUGGACCUGGCCGGCUGGCUGCUGGAGAGGGGGGUGCGUGUCAUUGAGCCGGUGGGGGUUCACCCUUACCGUGAGUGGUGCCACCAGACGGCCCACCCCGACGUCGCCAAGUGUCCCGCUGUCGCCUCCAUCGAGCGCGGCCAGCUCACCAUCCUCAAACUCUUUAUUGCCAGCAGCGUUCUGACCCUUGCCUGUCGGGAUCCCCAGGGUCGCGACCCCCUGAGGAUCGCCCUUCAAUACGGCCACAGGGAGUGUGUGAGUCACCUGGCCACCAGGCUGUGCUCUGUGGUGGUCCUCCCAGGUAUGGCCCUGCCCAUGCGGACAUACCUCCAGAUAAAGGGCUGGGUGAGGCUGGGGCAGAGGAGGGCAGCAUCCAGGCACUGCAUGGGCCUCAACAGGGCUCCGUUCAGGACCAGGGUGGGCGACACGGUCCUGGUGGACGGCUUCACCCUCCCCAAGAUGUCCUCCAAGCCCAGGAGGAGUGAGGCCAAGGCGGGUAUCAGGGUGAUGUCCACAGCCUCUCAAAGUUUGACCCCCAUCAACUGCCCAUCUCAUGUAACCUGCCCGCUCCGUGCCCUGGCAUCCCAGGAUAAACCUCUUCAACUACCGAAGCAACACCCUGUGGCCACGAGUGAUGAAAGAGAGAACAAGAGGGGAUGUGGAGGGAAGGGAUGUGAGGAGGAUGAGAGUGGGAUCAGAACAGCAACCAAUGGAGGAGCAGAGUCCCGCUCCCGCCCAUUUCCAGAGACACCAAUCUCAGACCUGUGUUUGACUCGCCAAACUCCGCCCAGAUCCUCACCACCUCACUGGAGGCCUUUUCUCUCCACUGCGACCGCACACCCAGAGAAAACGCCAUAUACUGUUUGGCCUUGGCCAGUGAACAAGAUGAGACUUUGGAACGGAUGAUGCCUGAAACAAUGCGGACGACUUAGAAUUUCG
Oncorhynchus mykiss (rainbow trout) is the source of this 990-nucleotide messenger RNA. The record is from RefSeq and is a predicted model, not a curated record. Lineage: Eukaryota; Metazoa; Chordata; Actinopteri; Salmoniformes; Salmonidae.